Molecule: messenger RNA, 252 nt
Organism: Acanthoscelides obtectus
Lineage: Eukaryota; Metazoa; Arthropoda; Insecta; Coleoptera; Chrysomelidae
Source: the annotation of a GenBank genome assembly
AUGAUUGCCAGAAAGGCAAUACCACUGUCUGUCAAAAUGGCGCUUGUUUGGACAGCCAGUGUUAUUGCAAUGACGGCUACGGUGGAUGCGGUUGCGAAGUGCCAGAUGAAAACGAAUGUAAAUAUCGACCAUGCGACGUGUUUGCUCACUGUACCAACACUUUGGGUAGUUUUCACUGCACCUGCUUUCCUGGAUAUGUUGGAGAUGGGUUUCACUGCGAAGGCUCACAUAGAAGUUUUGGAGAGAGGUUAG